ACUUUGCACUAACUUAUCUUUUCUUCGUCAAACUAAUUCACCACCUUAAUGGUGAACUACGAUUGACAUUUCGCAUAAGUUUUAUUUCCUCACAUCCUGGGGGGAGUUUGACACGAGUGCACACUUUUUGGUGGAGUUUCGCGUGAAAAAAAGCAAGUAAAAAUGUUUUCCGCGAUUAAUAACGCGGUCCGGGUGGCUACAAAACGGGAAACGGGCAAAUUCAUUUCCGGACUGGUGCAAUUUAAUCGCCAGUAUGCCGCCAAGACAGCUGCAAAGGCUGGUGCCAGCAAUGGGCGCGUUGUGGCCGUUAUCGGUGCCGUCGUCGAUGUGCAGUUUGACGAGAAUCUGCCACCAAUUUUGAAUGCGUUGGAAGUUGAGGGGCGUAAACCGAGACUUGUUCUCGAGGUAGCCCAGCACUUGGGUGAGAACACCGUACGUACCAUUGCCAUGGAUGGUACUGAGGGUUUAGUUCGUGGCAACAAAGUUCUCGAUACGGGAUCACCCAUUAAGAUUCCCGUUGGCGCUGAAACCCUGGGACGCAUUAUUAACGUCAUUGGGGAACCAAUUGACGAGAGGGGCCCCAUUGAAACUAACAAAUUUGCCGCCAUUCACGCUGAAGCUCCGGAAUUCGUGGAGAUGAGCGUCGAGCAGGAGAUUCUCGUAACUGGCAUUAAGGUUGUGGAUCUUCUUGCCCCCUAUGCUAAGGGUGGUAAGAUUGGUCUCUUUGGUGGUGCCGGUGUGGGUAAAACUGUGCUUAUCAUGGAGCUGAUUAACAACGUAGCUAAGGCUCAUGGUGGUUACUCCGUAUUUGCUGGUGUGGGCGAACGUACCCGUGAAGGAAAUGAUCUCUACAACGAGAUGAUUGAGUCUGGCGUUAUUUCGCUCAAGGACAAGACAUCCAAGGUAGCCCUUGUAUAUGGGCAAAUGAACGAACCCCCAGGCGCUCGUGCUCGUGUCGCUUUGACUGGACUCACUGUUGCUGAAUAUUUCCGUGAUCAGGAAGGACAGGAUGUAUUGCUUUUCAUUGACAACAUUUUCCGUUUCACCCAGGCCGGUUCUGAGGUGUCUGCCCUGCUGGGUCGUAUCCCCUCUGCUGUGGGUUACCAACCAACCUUGGCCACUGACAUGGGUAGCAUGCAGGAACGUAUUACCACAACCAAGAAGGGCUCCAUCACAUCCGUGCAGGCCAUCUAUGUGCCUGCUGACGACUUGACAGAUCCCGCUCCAGCCACCACUUUUGCUCACUUGGACGCCACCACUGUGUUGUCCCGAGCUAUUGCCGAAUUGGGUAUCUACCCAGCUGUAGAUCCCCUUGAUUCCACAUCCCGUAUCAUGGAUCCCAAUGUUAUUGGGCAGGAGCACUACAAUGUUGCACGUGGUGUGCAGAAAAUCCUCCAGGAUUACAAAUCCCUUCAGGAUAUUAUUGCCAUCUUGGGUAUGGAUGAAUUGUCUGAGGAGGAUAAGCUCACGGUGGCACGUGCCAGGAAAAUCCAGCGUUUCCUGUCCCAGCCAUUCCAGGUGGCCGAAGUCUUCACUGGGCAUGCCGGAAAAUUGGUACCCCUCGAGGAAACCAUCAAGGGCUUCAGCAAGAUCCUUAUUGGUGAAUACGAUCAUCUGCCCGAGGUUGCAUUCUACAUGGUUGGCCCCAUUGAGGAGGUGGUAGCCAAGGCAGAACGUCUCGCCAAGGAGGCCGCCUAAGUGGGUUUUAGCAAGUGUCACGGGCAUACACCUGUCCUCCCACCGGGGGUAUGUUACGUUACUACAAGCGCCACCCCUUAGUCCCGGAAUUUCACUUUUUAUUUUUAAUGUAUUCUCAAUAAAAGAUAGUUUAUCGAAGAAUGUUUCCUUCCCACAACAUUGUUCUUCAAUGAAAAAUUCUUCUUCAUGAAAUUAAUAAAGAGAGACAAAAUACGAACUUA
Lutzomyia longipalpis is the source of this 1919-nucleotide messenger RNA. It is a transcript of the gene ATPsynbeta, whose product is annotated as ATP synthase subunit beta, mitochondrial. Gene Ontology annotation, molecular function: ATP binding; ATP hydrolysis activity; proton-transporting ATP synthase activity, rotational mechanism. The transcript is spliced from 4 exons. Gene Ontology annotation, biological process: proton motive force-driven mitochondrial ATP synthesis; proton transmembrane transport. The record is from RefSeq and is a predicted model, not a curated record. The coding region runs from base 163 to 1698 and encodes 511 amino acids. Lineage: Eukaryota; Metazoa; Arthropoda; Insecta; Diptera; Psychodidae.